Manduca sexta (tobacco hornworm) is the source of this 3265-nucleotide messenger RNA. Its product is annotated as proton-coupled folate transporter-like. Gene Ontology annotation, biological process: transmembrane transport. Gene Ontology annotation, molecular function: transmembrane transporter activity. Gene Ontology annotation, cellular component: membrane. The record is from RefSeq and is a predicted model, not a curated record. The transcript is spliced from 7 exons. The coding region runs from base 120 to 1652 and encodes 510 amino acids. Lineage: Eukaryota; Metazoa; Arthropoda; Insecta; Lepidoptera; Sphingidae.
AUGCCUUCAGAAUAAAGUUACAUCAGUUAAGAACAAGCGUUUGUUUCAAACAGAGGUGCAAUAUAUAAGAACGAUAAUUUUAAUGUGAUAAGGUUCAAUAUUAUUUAUAAAUAAAGAUAAUGGCUUCAAUUAAUAUUGAUAAAGAAAAUAAAAAUCCAGAAGAAUUUACCGAAGAACAUCCUUUGAAAGAAAAUGAUGAAAAAACAGAACCUGAACAGAAGAAAUCUUUUUGUGAAAACUGUGUUUAUGUUUUGAAGAAUAUAACGGUAGAACCAUGCAUAUUUCUGUUUAUCUCAUCAGCCAUGAUAACAAUGUUGACUACACAGAAUCUGAACUUGGAGAAAGCAUGUCGUGUGAACCUUAACUUUACAGACGAAAUUUGUGAUGCGCUGAAGGCACAACAAACUAGCAGUCAAAAUGACUAUGAAAGAGAAACACAAAAACUUCUUGCCUCCGCCAUGGCGUGGCGGACUUACCUGUCGGCAACUGUGCCCUGCCUCAUGGCUCUUUACAUAGGCUCAUGGUCCGACAUCACCGGACAUAGAAAAUUUUUCAUUAUGUUUCCAGUUUUUGGACAAUUGUUGAUUAAUCUCAACAACAUGAUCCAUGUUUACUUUUUUAAGCAGCUGAGGUUGGAAUAUUUAGUUUUAUCGGAAGCUAUACUUGAAGCCUUUACGGGGGGUUGGUGUGUCUGUUUCUUAUCCGUGUUUUCAUACAUAAGUGCUAUUACUACAGAAAAAACGAGAACGUAUAGAUUGGGGUUGAUAAAUUUUAGCAUGACUGUAGGUUUCCCCGUGGGAAUGGGGUUAAGCGGGAUUUUGAUUAAAAAUCUAGGAUAUUACGGCUGUUAUAGUAUUGCAGCGAGCUUCCAUUUGAUAAAUUUUCUAUACACUGUUUUCGCACUCAAGGAUCCGAAGAGAAAUAAAGAGCAGAAAAAGCACGACCGGCGAGGCGUAAGGCAUUUCUUUCGGACCUUUUUUGAUCUCACCAAUGUUAAAGACACCCUGCGGGUAGUAUUCAAGAAAGCUCCUAACAACAGAAGAAUACGGUUGUGCAUACUAUUGGCAGUAGUUGCAGUCCUUUUCGGACCCAUUUAUGGUGAAGUCGCUGUCUUGUACAUGUCAACGCGCUACCGUUUCAACUGGGAUGAAGUGGAUUUCAGCAUAUUCCAAACGUAUAACUUUAUCACGCACACAGUUGGUACGAUUUUCUCCAUUCUGGUGUUCAGCAAAUAUCUGAAAUGGCACGACUCUAUACUGGGUAUUAUAUCUACAGUCAGCAAAUUUGCCGCCUCCUUUGUGUAUUGUUUUGCGCCGAACGAGAAAGUAUUCUUUGCUGCACCUUUGGUUGAAAUUUUAAACGGCACAUCCCUGCUGGCUAUUAGAUCAAUAUUCUCUAAAUUGGUGGAACCAAAUGAAUUAGGCAAAGUCAACUCAUUGAUAGGGUUGACGGAGAAUUUGAUGCCGCUAGUGUACGUGCCGUUGUAUACGAAGGUUUACACGGCUACAAUGGAGGUGUUGCCCGGAGCCGUCUUCCUGAUGGGAGCUGGUAUGACAGUACCUGCCUUUUGUGUGUUCAUAUGGUUGUUGACGGAGCACAGAAAAAGCGUACGAAGGGCGAACACCGACGAUACAAUAGAAACACCAAAUUAAAUUUUAGUAUUUAGGCUAGUUCAGACAAUUAUCCAACCUGGUGGGAAUCAAUAGAGGCUCUUCAUAUCGACGCAGAAGUAUGUACGGCUGAUUUCAAUAAACGAUCUCAGUUUUAAUCUUCUAUCUGAUACCCAAAACAAACCAAUCAAAAUAAAUCAUUUGUAAGCAUAUAAGUUGCGCCAUAAAUUAUUUAUUUAAUAAACCUAACUUCGCAUUUCAGACCGCAUUAGUCAAAUUAGUUACUUUUGUUUCAAAUUUUAGUGACAUGACGCUUGCAAUUCCUUUGCGCAUCCCAUUCCCGCAAAUACCUUUGCAGCGAGCGAGAUCAAGAUCGUUGCGCUGGGAAAUGGUUCCGCCUGCUUCCGCGCACGGGCCAAGCACGGAGCGCUAAAUUCACUCGUUAGAGCGCCGGAUUAGAUAAUGUCGCUCGCAUAUUUUAUUAAAAAGUAUCAGUAUUUGAUGCUUGUUUUCCAAUAAAUGUUAAUGUGCACAUAAUAAAUGUAAGAGUGAAGGUUAGUUUGAGUAGUCGCCGCAAGCAGAUACACUAAGCCGUCAGCAUCAUACCCCUGAAACGCCGCAGCAGACUUCAUAAAGUACUGUGCAUCGAUCCUGAUUGAGUUGCCUUUUAUAUUAAUUUCCUUUCCCAGCUCUAGUCCCAUCUUUAGUGCGUUUUGUGUCAAUAAUUUUUUUACCGCAAAAACAACACACGACUUUAAUUACUUACUAGCACAUUCGCAUAUUGAAAAAACCUUAUUUUGAUUGGUUAAUUUUCGCGAUGGAUCGAAAAAUUGACUGGUAUUGUUUAUUGACAUUGGCGGUUAGUGGCGUUGACGGGAACAGGUUAAGAUGUGAGUAGUUGUACAAUCAGGCCUAUAGACGUACCUGGAGAGGAACAGGGCAGGCCCUGACCCCUCUCCUGCCUGUCUAUUUCUAUGUUCUUUUGCAUGUAAGUGUAUGUAUUCUUAAAGGAUUAGGACGACCAUUAUUAUAAGUAAAAAAAAUGCAGAAGUCAUCUUGCCGUGAUUGUUUACACUGUAAAAACUGCUUGCGGAAGCUCCAACCAAUAAGAUUGCAAAAAAUUGUAAAGUUAAAUUAACGGCAACAAGAUGAAGAUAAUAUUAUGUAUGUUCGUCUCCUACAACUAAUUGUAAAAAUUUAAAUCUCGCUAAUUCAUAAGAUUAACGUGAGUGACGGAGAAGCGAAUAAUUUACAGUGUAUAUAAAUGUAUUAUGAUUGUUAUUUUUUUUACUUUACUGUUAAAUACAAUUUUACCUUUCAGUUGCACGAAUGUUUAUUGCGAAUAUAAAGUAUUCUGCGGCCAAAGCAGGUUAAGGUACUAUGUUGUAAUUUAUUUUGUUAUCUAUGCGACUGAUGUCAUAUAAAAUUAUUAUAUUAGAGCUACUGAAUGUUAAACGAUCGAGUCCCUUUGUAAGUAUCCACGCACGGCGAAGUUAUUGCCAAAUGUUACUCUCUUGGUACCUGAUUGUUAUAAGUGUUAAAAUGUUCUAGAAUUUAUGUUAGUUAAAUUGUUAUUUUAGUUUAAUAGAACACUUUUACUGAGUGUUAAAUUAUUUUUAUUUUUAUAGUAAUAAAGGAAUAAGUACAUAAUGUUA